AUGUCCUCGUUCCGCCCUCAGACGCAGCCCAUCAACCUCUACUCGCCGGGCACCCGCAGUGGACUCGUCGAUGUCGAGGCCGGCGAUGUUCAUCCCAGAGGCCCCAGGAAUCCCAGUGGGGGCGGCGUCAGGAUUCAUCAUGGUCAGAAUAUUCUUUUUUUCAGAUAUUUUUGUUUGAAAAUCGCUUUUUCUGUGGAUAAGGGGUAAAAAAAAGCUAUCCAGAUUUAACAAAAAAAAAAACCUUUUUCUCGGAUUUUUUUGAUUUUUUUUUAAAAAAAUUAGUUAGAAAAAGCUCUGAACGAUCCAGGUGCCACAUAAAAAAAUGAACUAUAAAAAUUAAAUUUUUUUCUUUUUUUCGAAAUUUUAUUGCUUUUUUUCGUUUUUGGGAAAAAGAGUAAGAAGUGGUCUGAGUGAUCUUAAAUCGAUAUAGAAAAAAACGUUUCGACUUUUUAGUUUUUUCUGUUCUAAGUUGUAAAACUGACAAAAAAAGCCAUUGGAUUUUUGUUUUUUUAAUUUCAAUAAUAUUGCUUUUAAUGAACAAGAACGGUACAAAAACUCAUGAAUGUCUUGAAAACUGCUCGAAAAAAGAAACGAAAUAGCAAAUCUUUGCUCUUUCCUACUCGGAAAGCACUUGGCAGCGUGCCAAUAACAAGUGGUUUUCCAGCCUUUUCCAGCUGUUUACCACGUUCCGUAACGUGCUAUUUUCAGUCCAUUCUAUCCGAUUUUCCUCUUCUUUCUUAUUUUUCGCUGUAGUUUUCCUAUUUUUGAAGUUGAAGAUCAAAUUUUAUUGGUAGAGGGAGAGGGGAAACAGUUUCUUUUUUGUUUGCUUUAAAAAAUAUUUUUUUCCGUCGCGUCUCAACCAUUUUGUUUUCGACUCGCCGGCGACCCUCGCGCAGUCUUUGUACGCUUUUUCCCGCUGCUUUCUGUGUUGCCAAUUUAUCAGCUGAUUUGGAGAAUCGAUUCGGAAUUUUAUUGCACAAAUGACUGAUUGAUUUCGCUUCAAAAAUCUUUGCAAAGUUUUUUUAGGGCUUGAGAAACCGAAAGCUUUGGAAAAAAAUUCCUGAAAACUCUAGUAAUUUGCUCAUUUAUUAGCUUGAAAAUGUUGUUUUUAAUUUUCCGAAAGCUUCUGGUGAACAGUAGAAGGAAACAAGAAAAAUGAGAUUUUUAAAAUUUUCAAUUGGCCGCAGUUUUGAAGUGAUUCUGAAACUUUUCAUAACAUAUAAAUCACUUUUUUUUGUUCAGGAAAUAACUGCGAAAAUACUCCUUUUUUGUUUUACUUGUAAACGAUGAUUUUCCGUGUUGCAAGUCCAUCAGCUGGUAUAGAGAAUCGAUUCGGAAAUUUGUUGCACAAAACCGAUUGAUUUCUCUGCAAACGCGGUUGAAAAAACUGUUUUUUGGGUUCCUAGAGCUUCUGGAGAACAGAAAAAUGUAACAAGAAUAACGACAGUUUUUCGAUUUCGAGUAGAUUUGAGUUUAGUAGCGAUUUUGAAAUUUUUUAAACAUGCAUGAAUAUUUUUUCGUUUUGAAGUUAGCUGCAAAAUAUCUCUUUUUCAUUUUCUGUGAUUUUUUUCUUAUGCUUUUUAGUGUUGCCAAUUUAUCAAGAAAUCUCCGUUUUUAAAAAUUAUUGCCCAAAUUCGUUCCAGAAAUUGCAGAAAAAGGCUUUUUUUUCGUAUGUUUUUUCCAAAAUCUAGUACUCUGGGAACUGUAAAAGACACAGGUGUAACACUGUCCCCAGGAUCUCGAACCUUUUUUUUUUAAAAUUCUAUGUUCCUGUUCCUUCAAUUAUUUAGGUCAGUCGAUUUGAGUUUACUGACGCCUCAAGUGAACACUUACAGACGUGACACUAUCGCCUGGAGCUCGGACCUCGCGAUCGGGCUCCCUGAGCACUUCAGUGCAACAUUCCCCACGCGGCACCCGAUUCAUGGACGGAAUCCGACGACGAAUCCGGCAGGCCAGCCUCAAUCUCCCCGCCGAACCUUCCCUCGAUGAAGGUACUUUCCUGUUUCGAUUCGAGUUCAAAAAAAACAUUUGAUUUUUUAUAUAAUUCAGUAUAUUUUUGUUGCAGUUUUAAAAUUCUUUGAAAAAACCCAGAAAUAUUUUCGGCGAAUACUAGAGUUCUCAAAACCAAACGUUUGAACGAACGUUCAACCAAACAUUUUUCAAACUUUUAUUGAAACCGACCUUUGAUUGAAAUUUCGAAAUUGAACGUUUGAUCGGAACGAACAUCCAUUCAAUGUUUGAAAAAAGUUUGAUCAAAAAAACAAACGUUCGUUUAUUGGUCGGAAAAAGUUUGGUCGAAAAACCAAACGUUCGUUUUCGUUUGAAAAAAGUUUGGUCAAAAUAACGAACGUUUGUUUUUCGGCCAGAAAACGUUUGAUCAUAAUUUGAACGAUUUGAUUGUGGCCGUUUUCGAUCAAUGUUUGAAAAUGAAAUUUGUUCGAAAUGUUGAAAACAAACUUUUUCAUGUUUUCAAACUUUCAUUUUUUUCAAACGUUUGGUUUUGAGAACUCUAGCGAAUACAAGUUUGUAGAAAAAGGAAAAGUUUCUUUAGAAAAAAAUCUUUGUCGUCUGCCUUUUUAAAGAGAUUUUAAUGUAUUUUUUUCAAGAAACAGUUAUUUUUUUAUUUUUUUAAAAAUUAAAGAAACAGUUAUUCUUAUUAUUUUUUUAUUUCAUUCAUUUUAUUCAUCCUUCUGAAAAAAAUUCUCGGAAAAUCUCUAUUCGAACUCUACUUUUUUCUCUACAAAACUUUUUUCACGCCACCAACAGAUUGUAAAUAAAAUUGUUGCUCCAUCUGUUUGCUCCCCCAGCGAAAAAAAAAACUCAAAACAAAACAAUAAAAAAGGGCAACGAGAUGAGUAAGCGUAUGUUUGCCUGCUCUUUUUUUGGUUCUGUACAGACUGGGAAAAAGGGCAAAUUUGAGAGAAAAUAAGAAUUUUUCUCGAAAAAAACAAACAUGAUGUUUUGUUAUUUUUGAAAAUUUUUUAAAAUACACAUAAUCUGGAAAAAGCCCUUACGAAAAGAUCAGGGAUUGCGAUUUAAGGAUCCUAGUAUCUGAUUGGACCCUUAUCGUUUUUUCGAAGCGUUCCAAUAAAUGAGAGCUCACUGGAGCGCACUUGCCCAAACUGUUUAUUAUUAAAAUCACUCACCUACUUCCUGGGAAAACAAUUAUGAACCGAUUUCUGAAGUAUAUCAAUAAUUUUUGAAGUACUGAAUUAAUUUAGCGCAUAAUUUAUUAUUUUUAAUUUGUAUAUUGAAGUUUGAAAGCAGGCGGAAUAGUCUUAAGAUGCGCCAGACCUGAAGCGACUUUCGCGCGAUUGCGGUAGAGCUAACAAUCGAAUUUCAGUACAGUGUACCACAGAAGGUCGAAAAAAGGCUUUAGCGUAGUAGCGUGCGAAAAUAGGAGAGCAUUCAGGGAUUUACAGAAUUUUUUCUAUGGAGAGAUCUAGUUUUAACCUAUGCGAUUUGAUCCAUUCUAAAUGCGACCGUUUCUUCCAUUUUUAAAUGAAAACUUCUCGAAAAUAUUAACAACUGAUCAAUGAAAUCGAGAAUUAUGAACUAGUAAAUUGCACGGAAAAAUCUCGGACAUUGGUAAUGCGAAACGGACGUGCUCCAGACGUUUCUGGGCGAUUCUAGAAAUCACUUAAGAGUGCUGAGGCUACUAAAGUGGUCACUAGAAAUGCCCCGACACGUCUGAUUUGCGUCCCGUUCGCGUUACCAAGGCCCGAGAUAUACCAAGGCCCGAGAUAUGAAAAAUGAAAGCGAAAUGAUUUUUUUUUAAUUUCUAGUUUGAAGGCUCUAGUUUGAUCUUUGUUUGUCAUGGGCAGUGAGUAAAAAUUCGAACCUUCAACCUUGGUUUUUCGCUGACCCGCUGAGAGAAUUUAAUGUUGCGUAAUGAGUGAUGAGCCGCAGUUGGCAGAUGAACGAAACGUUGUUUUUCGAAAUUUCGAUUUUUGGUUCACUCGCUGAGAAACGGUUAUGGGGAUCUGAAGAAAUAUCGGAAAAUUUUUUUUUUUCGAGAAAGGGUAAUUUUACUUUCUUAAUGGAAGUUUUCUAUAAGAAAAAAGGAUCUUUGGCCGGAAAAUUCUUGGUGAAAAUUUUAGCCUUAACCAAGCGGUGAUGAAGCACUUUUUAGGCAUUCUUUUUUAAAGAUUAAUUAGGCACCUCAAAGAAAUGUACUCAGAUCUCGGCUAUCCGCCAGUUUGCUCACCACCUCCGGAGGUGUACUGUGGGUCAGUAGGCGACAACCGGAAUCUGCCCUCAAUGUUCCGAAACCGGUCACAGUCGGACGCACAUCCAGCCAUGAUCAGCACUACGCAAAGGUUUCCAGGAAAAUAAUGUGAAAUUUUCGGCAUUCUACAAGCAUGGGAAGAUCAUUACUUGAAGUCCGGCAGUCCCUCCUUUAAAAUUGAAAGUCAGGUGCCGUAUGCAAUGCAGUGGGAAAAGGUUUUCCGCCAUUUUUCUGAAACAAGAGAAAGUCUGAAUUGCUAGGAAUUGAUUGACUAUGACUUUAUCUGUUGAAGGUUUCAUAAGAAAACUCGGAUGGGGGAAACAUUUCAAUGUGAAAAAGACGAAUCGAAGUCAUUUUUGGGUUUCAAGAAAACGCCGGAAAAUCUUUUUCGACUUUAUUGCAUACAGCCUCAGAACCACCUCUCUGAGGUGGAAAGUUGCAUAUACCCUUCCAGCAGGUCCAGUUUUCUGUAAUUUCGGAUAUUUUCCAGACGCCGAUCGGGUGGCGGUCUACUCGUUUUCUUUCCCAGCUCUUCGUCCUCUUCCAAUAGCGGCGUUAACAAUUCGUCUGGUACGUUUCUGUUGAAAAUUCUGUAGAAUUCAUUUUUCCGGGCUACAAAGGCCCAGUAUGCAUGCAAAGCGGUCGCGAGGAGUUUUUGGCGCCAAUCCAAAGUUUUCGCUUUUGCUCACACUUCCUUUUAAAAAAAUUAAAUUAUUUCCAAAAUUUUUGAAAAGGCGUUUUUGGCAUUCUUGUUCGAUCAUUUACGAAAUAACUCACUAGGUUUUUUUUAAAAACCGAAAUUGACAAAAAAUCCAGUUUUUGUAGCGCAAAGCUUAUAUAGACCACAUCAAGCGAGACUCGUAAAUGUCUCUCUUACCUGUCUGCACUCUCUCUUCUCUCGCCAAAUAGCUCAUAAAAUAAAAAUGAAAAUAUUACGUAAACACCAGAGCGUCGCCAAGGAAGAAGAGAGCGCAGAGAAAAAAAGACAUUUUUUUGAUGUUUUGGCGAUUGGAGCUGAAAUGAAAAAAAGAGAAAGAAACGGGAAAAAUUCAUAAUUUUAUACAAUUUAGUAGUUCGUGUGAUUUCAAAUGAUAGAAGUGUGUGCGACAAUUUACACAUUAAUAAAAAAGUCUCUUGCGGUUUUUUCUUUCUCUAAAAAAAUUCGGGUUGUGUAAAGCUGCCACUUUUCUGUAUCGAAAUGUUUUUCAAAGGUUUCAGUUAAUGGAUAAGGAAGGGGGGGGGGGAUAAAAGCUUUGUAGUACCCAGAUGUAAGAUCAUUAAACUUUUCAAUUUGAAGCGAAAAGUCAGAAAUGGAAAAUGAACACGGACCCGUUGGUCAGCUGAAGAAAUUGAAGAUUUCCCUCAACAAACUGAAAGAAGAAUGUUCAGCCUCACUACAAGGAGGGAUGCAGUCGCGGAGAAACUCGUGCUCCCAAGAUGAGCCGAUGGACAUUUCGGACUUCCGGGCCGACCAUCACGACUACGACGAGAUGUCGACGAUCGACGACGACGACGAGUGCGGAACCUCGCCGGGAACCGUCAUCUUCGACGGGAAUCCCGCUGAUAUUUCCAUUGGUGCGUCCUUUUUUGGAAGUUUAACAGGACUGUGGAGGGGCUGUAUGUGGAGGAGGGUUUGAAAAAGGAGGAUUUUUUUUCCUUCUCGAAGUUUUUUUGAACUUUAGACUUGCUGUACAUGAAGGAAUGACUGUGAAACAUAAAAUGUUGAUUUAUAUUUUCAAUUUUAUAAAGAUUCUCACCUAGUCAACGGAGCUCUGUAG
Caenorhabditis auriculariae is the source of this 6006-nucleotide messenger RNA. The record is from the annotation of a GenBank genome assembly. NCBI's taxonomy places the organism in Eukaryota, Metazoa, Nematoda, Chromadorea, Rhabditida, Rhabditidae.